Molecule: messenger RNA, 1065 nt
Organism: Penicillium chermesinum
Lineage: Eukaryota; Fungi; Ascomycota; Eurotiomycetes; Eurotiales; Aspergillaceae
Exons: 2
Coding region: 1-1065 (354 amino acids)
Source: RefSeq, a predicted model, not a curated record
AUGGACUUCAUUGAGGGUGUUUGCCUUAACGAUGUUUUUGGUGGGGGCCAUUCCAGACUUCUUAAGGAAGAAAUCCCAGAGACCAAUAUCGAAUACGUUUACAGACAGAUGGCAAAUAUUAUGUUGCAAAUAUUCGAGAUCAACUUCGACCGGAUUGGCAACUUGCCAACUCGGAAGACAAGAUUCGCUGCCCCUAGCCGGCCGCUCACGUGGAAGGCGCAUGAGAUUCUGAGGGUAGGAGACGUGAAUACAUUUGCAUUAGGUGUCUGGGCGCAUGAUCUCCAAUCCACUAGAAAAUACGUCGAAUACGUCAACAACCAAGACUGGCAGCAGCUCCUCUGUCAACCAAAUUCAAUCGCAGGGCCGCUGAGUUCAAGAUCGAGAUACGCGGAGUUGAACAUAUUGAAGUCUCUGAUCCCCGAAUCAACAAAUACAACCUACGACCGCGGCCCUUUCAAACUCAUACGUGAUGAUUUCGGCAUGGCAAAUGUGAUCGUUCGAAGUAAGGAUGACCUUACCAUCGCCGGCGUGGUGGAUAUCGAGUGGGUCUAUGCCGGACCAGCUCAAUUAUUUGGAUCUGCUCCCUGGUGGCUUCUCCUUGAUCGUCCUGUCAACGACGAGUGGGACUUCGAAGCGGGAGAGGCCCCAAAGGCUACUGAUCGCUACUUCAAAUGUCUCGAGGUCUUCAUACGCGUACUUGAGGAGGAAGAGACAAGAAUGAAAGAAAGCGGUCAGAGAGAACUCACUGAGUUGGUCAAAUGGUCCAGAGACGAAGGCGCUAUGUGGCUCCAUAUGCUCCUUUCCAGUGGCUUCUUUGAUGAUCUGACCUUUCCUUGUAUGCAGCUGCGAAAUUACAAGGGCGCGCAAUGGUGGGAUCAGUGUAUGAAGGAAUAUGGGCAUACAGAGGAGGUCGAAAAAUUUGUCGUUGAUAAGAUGAAGGACCUGGCAGCGUACGACGAGAUCAAGGAGAAGGUCGAGCACCAUAAGGUUCUCAUGGAUAACAAGGAAAUAUCCGCAGAGGAUUUCAUUUCCAGUGUGCUUUCCAUUCUCGGCCCUGCUGAAUAG